This is a messenger RNA of Monomorium pharaonis (pharaoh ant), 900 nucleotides long. It is a transcript of the gene Bet3, whose product is annotated as trafficking protein particle complex subunit 3. The coding region runs from base 104 to 640 and encodes 178 amino acids. NCBI's taxonomy places the organism in Eukaryota, Metazoa, Arthropoda, Insecta, Hymenoptera, Formicidae. The record is from RefSeq and is a predicted model, not a curated record. Gene Ontology annotation, cellular component: cytosol; TRAPP complex; cis-Golgi network membrane. Gene Ontology annotation, biological process: endoplasmic reticulum to Golgi vesicle-mediated transport; intra-Golgi vesicle-mediated transport. The transcript has 2 exons.
UGCCCAGUGACGCAGUGACUUCAGUGGUACUGAUGGUUAAUGGGCCACUAUAUAGUAGAAUGCUCUAGGCUCAAUUACUCCAAUAGGGCCGUUCGUUGUCAAUAUGUCACGAACAGGAACAAAACUUGAUGCAAAGAAAGUGAACUCUGAACUAUUUACCCUGACCUAUGGCUCGCUCGUGUCCCAGUUGCUCCAGGACUAUGAAAAUGUGGAGGAUGUCAACAAGCAGCUGGAAAGAAUGGGAUACAACAUUGGGAUACGAUUGAUAGAGGACUUCCUGGCGCGGACCGGCUCCGGCCGAUGCUACGACUUUCGGGACACGGCAGAGAAGAUUCAGAGUGGCUUCAAGAUAUUCCUCGGCAUAACGCCAUCGAUCACGAACUGGAGUCCAGCUGGUGACGAGUUUUCCCUCUGUUUCGAGACGAAUCCCUUGACAGAAUUUGUAGAGCUGCCAGAUAACUAUUCGAAUCUCAAGUAUUGCAACAUACUGCCUGGCGUGCUCAGGGGCGCUUGCGAAAUGGUGCAGAUGGAAGUUGCCUGUUGGUUCGUGCAGGAUCAGCUCAAGAAUGACAAUGUGACGGAGCUGCGGGUGAAGUUUGUUAAGAGACUGGAGGAUGCGAUACCGGCGGGCGAGGAUUAAACACUUUAAAAAGCCCGUUACUUAAAUAUGUAUACAAACGAUACCCGCGAUAUCGUGCAUAUGUCGGACUAAUGACGCAGUAUAUAAAUAUAUUUCUCUUGUAUUUAUUAAGAUGUAUUGUAACAAUUAGGCGUACAUUUCCGUCGCUUGCAUUCCGCGUACUUUUGAUUGAUAAAAGUAAUAGUGAAUAUUUCAUUCUCAUGUUAAUGUUCACAACGAUAGUGAGACAGGCAAUAUAUGUAUAUCGAGUUUGUUUUUAA